Oppiella nova is the source of this 273-nucleotide messenger RNA. Lineage: Eukaryota; Metazoa; Arthropoda; Arachnida; Sarcoptiformes; Oppiidae. The record is from the annotation of a GenBank genome assembly.
AUGGGCAAUGACUUGACUAAAAUCACUCCUUCCAGUGGGUUCACUAUAGAGAUCGGCGCCGCCUCUACUGUUUUGGUGGCCUCCAAGAUAGGUCUACCCAUUAGUACCACUCAUUGUAAAGUGGGAUCAGUAAUCAUGGUGGGACGGAUUCGUAACAAACAGGGUGUCAACUGGAAACUGUUUCGGAAUAUAGCCGCCGCUUGGAUUCUAACCGUCCCCUUAACGGCCUUAUGUUCAGCCGCUGCCAUGGCUUUACUGCAAUUGGCCCUAUAG